This is a messenger RNA of Pomacea canaliculata, 3368 nucleotides long. Its product is annotated as CB1 cannabinoid receptor-interacting protein 1-like. Bases 552 to 1037 code for a protein of 161 amino acids. Gene Ontology annotation, molecular function: type 1 cannabinoid receptor binding. The record is from RefSeq and is a predicted model, not a curated record. NCBI's taxonomy places the organism in Eukaryota, Metazoa, Mollusca, Gastropoda, Architaenioglossa, Ampullariidae. Gene Ontology annotation, cellular component: plasma membrane. The transcript is spliced from 5 exons. Gene Ontology annotation, biological process: negative regulation of signaling receptor activity.
GGGCACCGCAUGGCAAGCUCGUUAUGGCCACAGACUCACUGACCCAGGCGCCGUGUCGCAGCUCGCCCUGGCCACAGAACCACUGCCCGAGAAUGCGAGCGACAGCCACCACCUGACUCCACCGACGGCCGGCUCGUUUCGGCAUCUCGUCCUCGCGCCUGGCUGCGUUGGUGGCGGCAACGCCACUGAUCCUCGUACAGGCGCCGAUCGAUGCAUUGAUCGCCCGCGCCUCGUGACACAGCCCUGGAGGAAGUGCCGACGGCUGGCUGGCUGGCAGGCUGACUCGCCGGCCCGUUUUCUGGGAGUGUGCUGCGUGUACGUCCAGUGCUCGUCCCGACUCAACAACCCUCUCGGCCGUGGAGGCCCUUCACGCCUUUCAGCCUGGCAUCGUCUUCGAGUCCUUGGCAAGCUGCAGGGAAACUGAAAUGUAACCUCUGAUGUGCUUCUCCCGAACUCGAGCUGAAAAUUGGAAUCAUUUGACCUGACAUUCAGCCUUUCCCCCUGAUUUCCUGAAGCUAUUGGCAGCGAGACAAUAUCAAGAUCGUCACACGAUGGCUACGAAUUUCCUCACAACACUGGAGAUACAGAAAGACCCUGACGGAGGCCAUGUUUUUCAUAAACAAGACGGCCAGCGUUUCUCUAACACAGUUACCAUCAAGAUGAAUAUCUCCCAGACUUACAAAUUCACUGUCACGUUCAGGCCUGCCAUGAGACUGGAAUCAUGGAUGGUCAGGGGCGAGAAGAUGGACUUUUCUCGCGUCAAGCCAAAGAAGGAAGAGGAUGACGUGUCCAUCUACGAGGCCCAGUGGACGAGCAUCGGCAUCGAGAUCAACAAGCGCAACACACGCAAGGAAAUGCCUAUUGUUUUGGAGUUCGACAACGGCGUGACGAUGAAGACAAACAUACAGGUAAAGUUCUAUCCAGCAGAGGAAACAGAGCAUAGCAAAUGGGGACAAGAAAUGCACGCACUGGAACUGUCCUGCGCCAUACCUGACGGACACAUCUACGUGGACAUCAAGAAAGAAAAGAUUUAUUAAUAUACCUGUAUACUACCAAUACUCCCCUAGUCAAUCGAAACUUAAAUUCUUGCCAUCAUCUGUCCAUCAUUAUUUUUUCACUCAUCCUUCGCCUUGGUUGAUAGAAGGUAAUUUGGUCUGAUUGGUUAUCUCUCUGAUGUUUGUCACAGUUUGAUGUAAUGCUCAGCGCAAGCUCAUGCCCAUACUUCUUGUCCGUGUGUAAAGUUUCAUACUACUUUGUGGCAUCUAUAAUGCUGAUGUUCACCUUUAAAAAAAAUUCUCACUAAAAAAUAAUCUUUCUGGAAUAUAUAAAAAAUUGAUUGUAUCAGAAAGCGUUAAACAGAUUACAGAUAUAUAAUGAUGAUGAUAUAUUGAUAAUUUUUGUGGAACUCCAUCUGGGACUCGUUUGAUACGCAGAUUUUGAUGACUCUUAGUGCAGUGCUUUCAUUUUACUUUUGAAAUUAUUGUGUAGUUUUUAAACGGACAGUUGUUGAUCUUGAAUUAUUGCCUUUCUGCAUUUACGUAAAUUUUGUUUAGUAAAUCGAUUUUUUUAAAUCGAGAACCAAGGCUGCAGCGAUCAGAAUGAUUUUUCAUCUGUAUACUCACUUUAUUAGCUAGAUGUAGCUCAUAAGUCAGCGCCGUGUUUGUUUACUCAGAGAUAUUGGAACGUUGUGCGUCUCAUUUCUAGAAGAAACAGCGUAAAUAUCCUUCGAAUCGCCCGAAAUCGAAAUGUUUGUCUGAACUGGAAGCGUUUCUAUAUUGUAGUGAUAUUUCCCUGUGUUUAUACUUAAAAUUUCUUCUUAGAUAGCUUUCUCACUUUUGUAAUCGUUUUGUAGUGAAGGUAAUAUGAAGGUAGUUGAUUUUUUUAGCUUUUGGGCGACUGCGGUUUGUAAGUACAGUAGGUGGGAAAAAAAGUAAGCAGAGAAAGUAGUAAAAUUUAUUUUAGUUCAUUAACAGAUGCGUGACACCAACAUCGUUAGUUCAUGUGCCGGCUGGCACCUGUGACAGUCAAGUCUGAGGUUAGGUACAGCUCAAAGUCAAUAGAAACGCAAUGUACAGCGAGCUUUUCUGGAACUGUUUACAUCAGAGCAGCUGUCGUAGACAACUGUCCUAAGUGCAGAGGAUGGUGUCCAAAUCGUUUUUUAGAUGUUGAUGAAUAACCACUUACCAGCGAGCGCAUUCUAAGUGAUCUGGCUUUUUUGUUGUUUUUUUUUUAAUCUGCGUGUCAUGUGACAAGUGAUAAAUAUUGCCGUUUGCCUUGAGCAGCUAAUGGCAUACUAACUGCUGCCCAUGCAGCAACCAACCCAAAGAUGCAAAUCGGCAUGGGAAAAUGUAAAGGAAAAAGUAUGUAUGACUGCUAUUUCGUGUAUUUUACAGAGUGGUUAACAGAGACAAUACUGUUUCAUUAUUGCAAGGUCAAACGUAGAAUUUAUAUAGUCAUAGGGACAAAAAAAGAUGUUUAGAAAAAAAAAAAUGAAUGCGUAUAAGUUGCAUUGAUAAAGGCGCAUUUGUAGGUUGGAAACUUACGUACGUACAAUCUAUCAAACUCUUCCCAUUGUAAUUUCUUUGCUCAUAUUCUUUCUCAAGUAUCAGUCAUUACAGAUACAAGAUAUGUACGUGAGUGCGUCCAUGUGAGGGUGUGUGUAUGUGUGUACAUGUUUGUUUUGCAUGUGUGCACAAUUUGUGUGUGUAUGUGUAUGUGUGUCGCAUGUAUUUGUGAGCGGAGCGACGACGCGCGUUGUAAGGUCAUACCGAGCUGCACCAUGAGUUCUUUGAGUGUGAGUGGUUUGACAUAUUUCUUGAUUGUUCCGGAUGAACGAAGAGCGUAAAGUGUAAAGAUAUCCCCGUAACAUUAACGUCAAUAUUACGUUAUGCAACUAAACUGGUUUACUGUUUUAAUACGCAAUGUGUAUUUUGUUUUAAUCAGUAUUAUUUUACUACUUAUUCGAUUGAUCAUAUAACACAGAAAUUCGUAGUUUUACAUUACUUGCAUCAUAUUUGCAAUGUGUUAAUUGUGCAAUAAAUCAGUUACUCUUUUAAUGCUUGGAGAUGAUGAAAUCGUUUCAUAUUUUUCUGGUCUUUUACUUUGAUUAAGCAGCAUAAUUAUACAGUGCCUUUUGUAAAAUGUGUUUUUGUUGAAAGGUCUCAUUAACAUUAGUUAUACUAAAUUGUGUGAAAUCAUGGAUACACUUAAAUUGUACUCCUAAGUAGCACGUUAUAUCUUCUUCAAUUUACUGUCGGUGUUCCAUAUUAAACUCGUAUUAGUAUGGUCAGAUCAACAAAAAUUCAUGAGUUUUAAUAGUUUAUACAGUUAAUUGUGAAAAUACAAGGUCUCCAUAGCUGUCUUUUAAA